Molecule: messenger RNA, 462 nt
Organism: Pipistrellus kuhlii (Kuhl's pipistrelle)
Lineage: Eukaryota; Metazoa; Chordata; Mammalia; Chiroptera; Vespertilionidae
Gene: CTDSP1
Product: CTD small phosphatase 1
Exons: 2
Molecular function (GO): RNA polymerase II CTD heptapeptide repeat phosphatase activity
Source: RefSeq, a predicted model, not a curated record
CUCCCCUCCUCGUCCCCGGUGACCCGCCUCCGCCCACAGUACGCGGACCCCGUGGCUGACCUGCUGGACAAGUGGGGGGCCUUCCGGGCGCGGCUGUUCCGCGAGUCGUGCGUCUUCCACCGCGGGAACUACGUCAAGGACCUGAGCCGGCUGGGCCGCGACCUGCGGCGGGUGCUCAUCCUGGACAACUCGCCCGCCUCCUACGUCUUCCACCCGGACAACGCGGUGCCGGUGGCCUCGUGGUUCGACAACAUGAACGACACGGAGCUGCACGACCUCCUGCCGUUCUUCGAGCAGCUCAGCCGCGUGGAGGACGUGUACUCAGUGCUCAGGCAGCCGCGGCCCGGCAGCUAGUGCGGCGCCGGGCAGGACCGCCCCACCGCCGCCCUCGGACUCCGCCUCCGGAGCCGCGCGGGCCUGGUGCCGCCUCCUGCCGCCUCCGUGCCCGGGGAGUGGGCAUCC